AUAAAAUCUUAACAUCAGUGACAUUUUUAACCAGAUAAAAAUGUUUCAAUAAUAAAAGUGACAUCUUAUAAUGAUUAUGUCGAGACCUCGACUUAAAUAGCAAAAGUGACAGUUUUGUAACAAGUAAUAAUUAUACAUAUAACAUAAAUAAUAAAAUUGUCAUUUUAAUGUACAAAAUGUAUUGUGACGCACACACAAAUAAUCAUAUAAAUAAUGCUACGUACACAAAUGAAAAUGUUGGGGCUAAAUUAUAUACUAGUACUACCUCCGUCCCCCUAAAUUUGGGGACAAGAGAAGUUGACACGGUUAUUAAUAAAAAUGAAUUUAUAUUGAAUUGAUAAAGUAAGAAUAAAGUAGGAAUGAUUUAGAAUCACACGAACUUUACAAAAAAAAAAUAUGAGACAAUUUUAAUGAGACGGACCGAAAUGGUAAAAUGGGACAAUCAUAGCGGGACGAAGGGAGUACAUUGUAUCAAACAAGAGUUGACCGAAGGGGACCAAAACCCACCUACACACACAAUGGACCAAUGUAUGCGAACAAGAAAUACACAUUCACGCACAUGAAUAUGUUGAAGCAAGCUUAUUGCCAACCUAAACUCACAUGGGUUGUUCGUAGCUACAACCUCCAACCUCAUAGUAUAAAUAAGCAAGAACAGACCUUCAGCUCUCUUCAUCCCCAACCCUGCGACAUAUAUAUAUACGUGUAUAUAUAUAUAUACACUACGUAUAUACAUAUAUAUAUAUAUAUAUAUAUACAUAUACACAAAUUUCGACCCUUCGUUUUAGUCAAAACCGAGCCAUGAAAACACCAUAGAAACCUUCCCCUUCUCGAGAGGAAUCCAACGGUGAAAGAAUCGUUGAAAACGAUCGUGAAACGACGGAGAACAAGCUUGCCGGAGUUCCGCCGGGCUAACCGUAAAGACGGAAAACGGAGAAGAAGGAGGAGCUGCCGCUGCCGCCAACCCAUCACUGACCUUCGCCGUCCCAAAACGAGUCCUCUACCACCACCGUAUCACGAAUCCGUCGAGGAGAGAUUGGCGAAUUCGUUGAAGACGUGAACUAGAUUUCGAGUAGGGUUAGAGCAAAAGCGUGACUUCGAGAAUCAUGCCGCCAAGAAGGAACCCCCACACAACCCCAACCGUUGAAGAGCUUGCCCAAACUGUCCAACAAAUGGCACAACUUAUCGGAGCGGCUCAAUCCUCGAACCGUGGGAUUGAUUACGCAACAAGAGUAGCCGGGCGGAACCCUCCAAAAUAUUUGGGCGAGGAGGACCAUCUUAUUUUGGAGGACUGGAUUCGCACCUUCGACAAACUCUUUGACUCACUCAACUGCCCGUUGGAGCAGCGAGUGAACAUUGCGGUGUAUUACCUGCACCAAGAAGCGGACCACUGGUGGGCCGCCACCGGACCAGCACUUCUCGAGCAACCGGGCUUUGACUGGGAGGACUUCAUAGUAGCUCUGCGUGAUCGCUUCUAUCCGGAUCACGUAAAGGAGGCAAAUUAUGACGAAUUUGUCAAUUUCAAGCAAGGUGACUUGACUGUUCAGGAAUAUCACACGAGGUUCGUCCAAUUGGCUCGUUUUGCCAAAGACCUUGUGUCAACCGAGGCCAGCAUGACCCGCAGAUUUGUUAACGGGCUUAACUACGGGGCCCAAAAAUUCGUGACUGUAGCAGAGCCACGAAACCUGAACGAGGCAUAUAGGAAGGCUGGUAAGUACUAUCUGGUACACCAGAAAGAAAGAGAGGCACAGAAGAGAGAUCGAAAGAAUGCUGAAAUGGAGCAGCAACAAAAGAAGGCUAGAACUGACCGCCCGGAACAACGUCAAAACAAUCAAGGCGGGAGAACCAUCCAUGGCCAUGGUCAGGGGAGAAUCCAGCCAACUCAAACACGGUACUACAAAUGCAAACUAUGCCCAAACAACCAUCCUGGGAAGGAUUGUGCAGGGAACGCGGUGAAGUGUUAUAACUGCAACCGUAUGGGGCAUAGGGCGUAUGAGUGCCUGGAUGAGAAGAAACCCCGGAUCCAGGGCCAAAACCAGGGGAACAACCAAACCGGGGGUGGGGAUAAUCCCGUGAACAUCAACCGUGGUACUCCCAGUAACCGCCCGACGGAAGGCAACCAUAAUCAGGGUCAGGGAAGACAAAAUAGCAACCAGGGCCGAAUCUACGUCAUGAACCAAGCUCAAGCGAAUGCCAACGAUGUUGUGUCAGGUACAUUCCUUGUAAAUUCCACACCUGCUCAUGUACUGUUUGAUUCGGGUGCAUCCCACAGUUUUAUAUCCUCAAAACUUGUGGAAAAGUUAAAGUUAGAACCUACCGCUACACUCAACCUUAAUGUAAAAACAGCAUCUAAUAAAGUUGUAGCUUGCGGGAGUGUUUUCUCCAAUGUUUCUAUAGUCAUAUCUAAUACCGAAUUACCCGGAGAUCUAAUCCAAUUUGACUUGGAGGAUAUCGACGUGGUGUUGGGAAUGGACUGGCUAGGAAAAUAUAAGGCGAGAAUUCUUUGUGAUGAACAAAAGGUGGUCUUGAAAGGACCCCACAAGAAGCGUGUAUCCUACAGAGUGGUUACAUCUCAGCCAGGCAUGAAGCUGGCAACCAUGCAACAAGUCAAACGAUACGUCCGGAAGGGGUAUGAAGUUUACUUAUGCAUGAUCAAAGACUUAACAUCCGAAGAUCCAACCAUUGACCAAAUCCCUGUGGUCAAUGAAUUUCCGGAUGUGUUUCCAGAAGAAAUCCCGGGGAUGCCGCCAGAGAGGGAAGUUGAGUUUUCGAUCGAUCUAAUGCCGGGCACCGCACCUAUUUCGAAGGCGCCGUACCGAAUGGCACCAAAGGAGAUGCAGGAGCUGAAGGAACAACUCGAAGAACUGUUGGAGAAGGGCUACAUCAAACCGAGUGUCUCACCGUGGGGCGCUCCGGUCUUGUUUGUAAAGAAGAAGGAUGGGAGCCUGAGGCUCUGCAUCGAUUAUAGAGAAUUAAACAAAGCAACAGUCAAGAACAAAUAUAUGCUGCCUCGCAUUGAUGACCUCUUUGAUCAACUGAAGGGGGCUAACACAUUCUCCAAAGUUGAUUUGAGAUCCGGGUACCAUCAAGUGAGGAUUGCUGAGAAAGACACUCCGAAGACGGCUUUUCGAACGAGGUACGGACACUAUGAGUUCACCGUGAUGCCGUUCGGCCUAACAAAUGCGCCUGCGGUAUUUAUGGAUCUCAUGAACCGUGUGUUUCGACCCUACCUCGACUUGUUUACUAUUGUAUUCAUCGACGACAUCCUGGUGUACUCUAAGACACCAAAAGAGCACGAAGAACAUCUGAGGACAGCGCUGCAAACUUUGAGAGAAAAUCAGCUCUAUGCCAAACUCUCAAAGUGUGAAUUCUGGAAGGAUCGGGUAGCAUUCUUGGGCCACAUCAUCACCCAAGAAGGUGUAUCUGUUGAUCCAUCAAAGAUCGAAGCAGUGAUAGACUGGCCUACACCCACAACUGUGACAGAGGUCCGGAGCUUUCUAGGCUUGGCAGGCUAUUAUCGCAGAUUCGUGAAGGAUUUCUCAAAGAUUGCAAAACCUUUGACUAACCUCACGAAGAAGACCACGAAAUUCAUAUGGGAUGAGGAAUGCAAGAAGGCUUUCCAGGAGCUUAAGCAAAGAUUAACAACCGCACCUAUCUUAACCCUACCAUCGGGUACUGAGGGGUUCGAGGUUUACACCGAUGCUUGUUUGAAAGGGUUGGGUUGCGUAUUGAUGCAAAAUGGCAAAGUGGUGGCCUAUGCAUCAAGACAACUGAAGACCCACGAGGUAAACUACCCGACUCAUGACUUGGAACUGGCAGCGGUUAUCUUCGCCUUAAAACUAUGGAGGCACUAUCUAUAUGGGAUACAAUGUAAAAUUUACACCGAUCACAAGAGCCUAAAGUACAUCUUCACCCAAAAGGAGCUUAACAUGAGACAAAGACGUUGGCUAGAACUCGUCAAGGACUACGACUUGGAGAUUCAAUACCAUGAAGGGAAGGCAAACGUAGUUGCCGAUGCGCUAAGCCGAAAGUCAACACACUCCUGCAGAGCAACAUGGAUACUACCUGAUGAGCUAUAUCGGGACUUUCAAAAACUAGACUUGGAGGUACGGGAUUUCGGAGAAAUAGAUCGGGAAACGCGGUUACUCGCCAUGACCGUUACCCCAUCUCUUUUCGAUGAAAUUAGAGCAGGGCAGCCUGGAGAUAUAAAGUUGGACAGAAUCCGAGCUGGUAUGACGAAUGGCUUAAACGGACCAUUCAAACUACACGAAGAUGGUAGCAUUCGACACAAAGGAAGGUGGUGUGUCCCGAUGAAAUGUGAAGAGAUUAAGAAGAAAAUCAUGGAGGAGGGGCACAACACGCCUUACUCGGUACACCCUGGAGGCGACAAACUCUAUAAAGACCUCAAAAACAAUUUUUGGUGGCCAAAGAUGAAGAAGGAGGUAGCUGAAUUCGUGGCUAGAUGCUUAAACUGCCAGAAGGUGAAAGCCGAACGUUGCAAGCCCAAGGGACUCGUGCAACCUUUAGAGGUGCCAAAAUGGAAAUGGGAUUCUAUAUCCAUGGACUUUGUUGGGGGCUUACCGCCAACCAAGUCUGGCAAAGACAAGGUUUGGGUUAUAGUUGAUCGGUUAACAAAGACCGCUCGUUUCAUCCCAAUGAACGAGACAUGGAGCAUGGAAAAGUUAGCUCGAGCUUACACCAAACAUGUAAUUAAAUAUCAUGGAGUUCCACAAGACAUUGUUUCUGACCGUGAUUCUAGAUUUCUAUCUCAAUUCUGGAAGGAAUUGCAAGCUGCUAUGGGGACGAAACUGAAACUGAGUACAGCCUUUCACCCAACCACUGAUGGACAAACUGAGCGAACAAUCCAAACACUCGAAGACAUGCUUAGAGCAUGUAUGUUAGACCUACAAGGGUCAUGGGACGAACACUUAGACUUAAUAGAGUUUUCGUACAACAAUAGCUACCACGCCAGUAUCAAGAUGGCCCCGUACGAAGCUUUAUAUGGUCAAAAGUGUAGAAGUCCACUAUGCUGGAGUGACUUGACAGACAAAGUGGUGCUAGGGCCAGAGUACCUACAUGACACCAUGGAGAAGGUGAAACUGAUUCAAGCCAGGAUGAAAGCUGCACAAGAUCGUCAGAAGUCUUAUGCUGACUUGGGGAGGAAGCCAGCUGAAUUCAAAGUGGGAGAAAAAGUCCUACUCAAAGUCUCACCGACGAAGGGAGUAAUGAGAUUCGGAAAGAAGGGAAAGUUAAGCCCAAGGUUCAUCGGCCCAUAUGAUAUCCUCGAACGAGUGGGACGAUUGGCAUACCGUUUAGCUUUACCCAUGGAGUUGGCUAAGGUACACAACGUUUUCCACAUUUCACAAUUGAAGAAGUAUAUUCGCGACGAAUCACAUAUCCUUAACCCUGAGGUUGUCGAAUUGGACGAAACAUUGACUUAUGAGGAAAGGCCUAUCCAGAUCCUUGAUACAAAAACUCGUGAGACUAGGAGGAAGUCAGUUAAAAUGGUAAAGGUAUUGUGGUCUAACCACUUGGCCGAAAACGCCACUUGGGAGUCCGAAGAUGAUAUGCGCAACCGCUAUCCAAAGUUAUUUGAGUAAGGUAAUGUUGUGAUUACGGGGAUGUAACCUUGUAAUACCUCUUAAAUUAUAAGAUAUUUUAUUAGCUUAUGCUUCGGGACGAAGCAUCUUGUAAGGAGGGUAGAAUGUGACACUCCAAAAAAAAAAAAAAAAAAAAAAAAAAAAAAAAUCAUUAAUAUUAACUAAGAUGUGGUAUUCAUUUGUGGAUAAAGUUUCUUUAGUUUAUGUUUCGGGACGAAACAUCUUUUAAGGAGGGUAGAAUGUGACACCUCGAAAAAUUUAAUAAAAUAAAAUAAAUAAAUUUUAUUGGUUAGCAAAAUAUUAUGAAAGUGAUUUUCUUAGAAUCAAGUGAAUCAGAUAAAAUCUUAACAUCAGUGACAUUUUUAACCAGAUAAAAAUGUUUCAAUAAUAAAAGUGACAUCUUAUAAUGAUUAUGUCGAGACCUCGACUUAAAUAGCAAAAGUGACAGUUUUGUAACAAGUAAUAAUUAUACAUAUAACAUAAAUAAUAAAAUUGUCAUUUUAAUGUACAAAAUGUAUUGUGACGCACACACAAAUAAUCAUAUAAAUAAUGCUACGUACACAAAUGAAAAUGUUGGGGCUAAAUUAUAUACUAGUACUACCUCCGUCCCCCUAAAUUUGGGGACAAGAGAAGUUGACACGGUUAUUAAUAAAAAUGAAUUUAUAUUGAAUUGAUAAAGUAAGAAUAAAGUAGGAAUGAUUUAGAAUCACACGAACUUUACAAAAAAAAAUAUGAGACAAUUUUAAUGAGACGGACCGAAAUGGUAAAAUGGGACAAUCAUAGCGGGACGAAGGGAGUACAUUGUAUCAAACAAGAGUUGACCGAAGGGGACCAAAACCCACCUACACACACAAUGGACCAAUGUAUGCGAACAAGAAAUACACAUUCACGCACAUGAAUAUGUUGAAGCAAGCUUAUUGCCAACCUAAACUCACAUGGGUUGUUCGUAGCUACAACCUCCAACCUCAUAGUAUAAAUAAGCAAGAACAGACCUUCAGCUCUCUUCAUCCCCAACCCUGCGACAUAUAUAUAUACGUGUAUAUAUAUAUAUACACUACGUAUAUACAUAUAUAUAUAUAUAUAUAUAUAUAUAUAUAUACAUAUACACAAAUUUCGACCCUUCGUUUUAGUCAAAACCGAGCCAUGAAAACACCAUAGAAACCUUCCCCUUCUCGAGAGGAAUCCAACGGUGAAAGAAUCGUUGAAAACGAUCGUGAAACGACGGAGAACAAGCUUGCCGGAGUUCCGCCGGGCUAACCGUAAAGACGGAAAACGGAGAAGAAGGAGGAGCUGCCGCUGCCGCCAACCCAUCACUGACCUUCGCCGUCCCAAAACGAGUCCUCUACCACCACCGUAUCACGAAUCCGUCGAGGAGAGAUUGGCGAAUUCGUUGAAGACGUGAACUAGAUUUCGAGUAGGGUUAGAGCAAAAGCGUGACUUCGAGGUGAUGAUGCUUAUGUGGACUGAUGAUUGUAUGACCACGAGAGCGGUUUAGAGAUGCCUUAGUCAAACCUAAUUAUAAAUAAACAAUCCAAUUAUGUUGAACACUUGUUUUACUUUGUUUGGUGAUUGCCUGUGCAUUCGGUUAAGAGAUGAUCGGAUGUGGCGGUAACACCCAUUUCCCAUUUAAUGUUAUUUCCGCUGCAAAACUUUUUAUCUGUUUUGAAAGAAUAAAUCAAGUUAUUAUCAAUAAAUCUAUUAUUUCAAGUAUUAUUUUGGGAGGGAAAAUGGGGGUGUUACAUAUACUCCGUAUAUUGUUGUGACCUGAUGCGAUUAAGUACGUUAUGGAUUUCAAGUUGAUUUCAAAUAUAUAUAUAAUUGUAAUUGUAAUGCUCUACUACAAUAAUGUUGCCUAUUGUGACAACUAAUUAAGAGUGUAUCAACGCUACAAUAACAAGCUUACCACCCAAUUGAAUAAAACGAGAAACACUGUCAA
Cuscuta epithymum is the source of this 7533-nucleotide messenger RNA. The record is from the annotation of a GenBank genome assembly. Lineage: Eukaryota; Viridiplantae; Streptophyta; Magnoliopsida; Solanales; Convolvulaceae.